GCGGAUGACCAACCUCGGGGCGAAACCAGCACCAAACGUCCGGUACUCGAGAGUGUUCCAUGCUUGCCAAAACUGACACCAUGCACCGUCCUCCUUAUCUCCUACCGGAUGCAGCAAGAGCGCGUGAGCUCUGCAUGCCAGCUUCCAUAUCUGAUUAACCCCAAGCGACUGUGCCCCCACUGUGUGUUAUUCUUAGACCGNNCCAUUCUUGUUUACCUGCAAGAUUACCAAGCUCACAAUGACGCCCAACGAACUGGGUCCGAUUCAGCACUGGCUCUCUUUUCCAGAAAAUGNNCCCUGGCCGGAGACGACUUGUUCACAGACCGUAGUGGGGUUCANNUGAGCAGUCUGGGACGGCGUUGCGCGUCAAAUGCGCCUUUGCUCUGUCAUGCAUGUGUCUGCGAACUCAAGAGUUUGGAACUAACCCAUCCCCGAGUCAUUUUCCUCAGACCCUGGUCAAGCGCUGGCUCGUGUUUGGGAACGCUAUGCGAUCCAUCCGGUCAGUUUAAUAACGGCCCGCGCAUCAUGUGUGUGUCCAUC
Aureobasidium musti is the source of this 540-nucleotide messenger RNA. The record is from the annotation of a GenBank genome assembly. NCBI's taxonomy places the organism in Eukaryota, Fungi, Ascomycota, Dothideomycetes, Dothideales, Saccotheciaceae.